Messenger RNA from Ricinus communis (castor bean), 709 nucleotides. RefSeq lists its product as uncharacterized. The transcript has 3 exons. The record is from RefSeq and is a predicted model, not a curated record. NCBI's taxonomy places the organism in Eukaryota, Viridiplantae, Streptophyta, Magnoliopsida, Malpighiales, Euphorbiaceae. The coding region runs from base 128 to 466 and encodes 112 amino acids.
AUUUGCAGGAAACGCGAAACCGCAACUCCUAGAAAAACCCCAUGCCUGGUUUGGUUUCUGCUUAUGAGCAGUCCGUCUCUUUGAUCGUAUACACUAUACAGUUCAGAGAUUGAAUUGAAAUUCAAAGAUGGCAUGGAGGCAACUAAUGAACAACACGAGGGAAUUUUCAGUGUUUGCACAAGCAAAUUCAACACCUGGCUUCGUCAGAUUUUUCUCCAAAUCCCCACCUUACAUAGUGAAAGUUGGAAUUCCAGAGUUUCUAAAUGGAAUAGGGAAAGGAGUUGAAGCCCAUGCAGCCAAGCUUGAAUCUGAAAUUGGUGACUUUCAGAAACUUCUUAUCACGCGGACCUUAAAGCUCAAGAAGAUUGGCAUUCCUUGCCAACAUAGGAAGCUGAUAUUGAACUAUGCCCACAAGUUUAGGGUGGGGCUCUGGAGGCCCAGAGCUGACCUUAUGAAAGCAAAAUAAGUUGCCAGUUUCUUAAGUCCUUAGGAUGAGAAGAUGUUUGUUUGCUGCAAAACAGAACCGAAUCAGUUUGCUUUGUGGUUCUAAGGUUUCAGAGUGUUUGAUCUCAUGACAUAUGAAGUCGUAUAUCUCUUUUGUCAGAUUUCAUGGACUUUGUAGAUUAUUUUUUAUCACCACAUUUUGAAGCAUCAUUUUAAGAACAGAUUAAGGAUAAGGAGCAGAUUAAGCAAAACAAUGUUUUACCUC